This is a messenger RNA of Iphiclides podalirius (scarce swallowtail), 282 nucleotides long. Lineage: Eukaryota; Metazoa; Arthropoda; Insecta; Lepidoptera; Papilionidae. The record is from the annotation of a GenBank genome assembly.
AUGGGUGCCCCCGGCCCGCCUCCUAGGGGCGUCGCUCCCUCCUCCGCCGGCGCAAUUAUCGCGCGGAGAAAAACUCGCCUGCGGAGCAAGACGAGCGCGGAGCGAGCGAGAGGGGGGAACAAGAAAGAAGUAAUAAAAAAAGCGGUCGUGUGUGCGUGGUCGGUGUGGUGGCGUAGGGCGGAUGUAGGCCCCUCCCUGCGGCCGGUCGCCGCCUGCCGCCGCCUCAGUCGAGUCGACAACGCGCGGCGCCUCACUGGUCCGCUCACGAUACAGCUGCGCGCG